CCCCGCCCCCUGGCUCUCCGCCCCCUCUUCUGGUGGUGGCGCCCGGUGGCAUCCCGGGUGGUGGCGGUUUUGGUGCCCGAAGCCGGGAGCGCAGAGUCGUUCCCGGGCGAGGCAGCCAGGCUAUGAUUGCGGGUCCCCGGCAUCCCGCUCCGGCCAGCCAGCGUCCCUGUCUCAGCCUGUGCCGGUGCCCGUGCCCGAGCGAUUUCCUCAGCCCGGCCCCGAGGCGCGGUUGUUGGCGGCGCCCCUGGCGCGCCCCCUCCUCCGAUGGCGGCGGAAAUCCAGCCCAAGCCGCUGACCCGCAAGCCGAUCCUGCUGCAGCGGGUCGAGGGGUCUCAAGAGGUGGUGAAUAUGGCUGUGAUCGUGCCCAAAGAGGAGGGCGUCAUCAGUGUCUCAGAGGACAGGACAGUUCGUGUUUGGUUAAAGAGAGACAGCGGGCAGUACUGGCCAAGCAUAUACCAUGCAAUGCCUUCUCCAUGUUCAUGCAUGUCUUUUAACCCGGAAACCAGAAGACUGUCCAUAGGUCUAGACAAUGGUACAAUCUCAGAGUUUAUUUUGUCAGAAGAUUAUAACAAGAUGACUCCUGUGAAAAACUAUCAAGCGCAUCAGAGCAGAGUGACGAUGGUCCUGUUUGUCCUGGAGCUGGAGUGGGUGCUGAGCACGGGACAAGACAAGCAGUUUGCCUGGCACUGCUCUGAGAGUGGGGAGCGCCUUGGAGGUUAUCGCACCAGUGCUGUGGCCUCAGGCCUGCAAUUUGAUGUUGAAACCCGGCACGUGUUUAUUGGUGACCACUCAGGCCAAGUAACAAUCCUCAAACUGGAGCAAGAAAACUGCACCCUGGUCACAACGUUCAGAGGACACACAGGUGGGGUGACCGCUCUCUGUUGGGACCCAGUCCAGCGGGUGUUAUUCUCGGGCAGUUCAGAUCACUCUGUCAUCAUGUGGGACAUCGGCGGGAGAAAAGGAACAGCCAUUGAGCUCCAAGGACACAAUGACAAAGUCCAGGCUCUCUCCUAUGCACAGCACACACGACAGCUCAUCUCAUGUGGUGGUGACGGUGGCAUAGUCGUCUGGAACAUGGAUGUGGAGAGGCAGGAGACACCUGAGUGGCUGGACAGUGAUUCUUGCCAAAAGUGUGAUCAGCCUUUCUUCUGGAACUUCAAACAAAUGUGGGACAGUAAGAAAAUUGGCCUAAGACAGCAUCAUUGCCGAAAAUGCGGGAAAGCUGUCUGCGGCAAGUGCAGCUCCAAGCGCUCCUCCAUCCCUCUGAUGGGCUUCGAGUUUGAAGUGAGAGUCUGUGACAGCUGCCAUGAAGCCAUCACCGAUGAAGAACGUGCACCCACAGCUACCUUCCAUGACAGUAAACAUAAUAUUGUGCAUGUGCAUUUUGAUGCAACCAGGGGAUGGUUACUGACUUCUGGAACCGACAAAGUCAUUAAGUUGUGGGAUAUGACCCCAGUAGUGUCUUGAUGACUCUCCCAGGAAUCAGAAAGAUGUAGUAUUUACUAAAGAAAAGGUUGUUCUGAUCCACAUGGCUACUGAAGCACUAAAGCUACGUGCAAGAAGUAAGAGAAGCUGAAGACCCGAGGUGAAUCUGCAUCCUCCCUACACAGUCAGUGAGAACUAGCAGAAGGACACUCAGUCCAACUUGUUCAUAAAAGAAGAUAUUUUUUUAACAAAUGGUUUAUACAGUCUGGCUGUGCUACAUUGUUUUGAGUAUACUGAAAAAUCUGUGUGGGGUGUUUAGUUUUUAUAUUUUCCAACCCUCCAUUUUACUUGUUGCUUUGUGUGUUGGAGAAAUAAGGGAAUCAUCUCCCUGUUCAGGGUGCAUUGGUCAUUAUAAAGUAGUUUCCACAUUUUCCUCACCUCGGCAUGUGUCGUGUGGUCACCAUCUUUUCUCCUUUUCUGUCUUCUUCUGUUUGCACCUUCGCUGCUUUUCUCCAGAGAAAUUGUAUUUAGACUCUUCACUCCCCGUGUUCCGACUUUCGUGUCCUCCUCUGUGGAGAGGAAAACCGUUUGUGUGGAUCCGCCAGCCAACUUCUUGAGUCCCCUGAGGAAUGAGCCGUCUGUCUGGUCUGACCUAUUCAUGUUCCUGCCGAGUAGGAGUGCCCUUGCGUUUCUGCCUUAGUUUUCUUAAAAAAUGCUGUGAGGAAGCUGCUCCCGACCAUCGUCAUCCAGAAGUAGAUGAUAGGACUCAGAGCUUCAACCAUCAGUGCCUGGAUCAGUUACCAUUCAGUUGGGGCCUCCUGAGCCUUCUGGGUUUUAGUUUUUUUGGAUAGCCCUCCCUCACAACAUUCAAAACCAACUGAAACCUAAACCUAAAUAAGUGUCUUUAGGCUAUUUUUCGAUGUGACAUCAUCUCUGAACUUGAACCUUUAUUAUUUCAAGAUUGUCAUCCUGCUCUAUUCUUCACUAUCUGUAUUGUCUUCCCCUUUAAAAACCAGUCAUUCAGACAUCUUUAUCUUAAAGUAAUUCAUCAGAACAUUUUGCACACUUUUAUUUUAAGACCCUGUGUGACCUGAGACACAAAGGUACUGAAAUCCUACAGUUUGUGCUGUGUUCCUGCUGGGAACUUAAAAGAGGACUUUAGAAACCUGAAGAAGUCUUACUUCUAAGGGAAUCCUAGCAAGCUUGAUAAAAUGUAAUAAGUGAUGCACCUAAGGAUAUUGAAUUCCUAUUUUAAAAUCUUACUUUCACUCAUAAAAAUACAAUUAGAUUUAGUGGCGAGGAUAUGCCAGGUACCUGUCUCACUCUAAGCACUUUACCACCUCCUCGGAUCCUUACCUGGCACACAUACAGGGGGAUCACAGUCUCUUGAGAAUCACCAGUCUAAAUAAAGUCUUAAAACAGGCCAACUGUUUGCCCUUCCCUAUCUGUGUCCUACCUCCAGUGUCUUUUUCAGUUCUGAUUUCAGUUUGGGGAUGGUAGGUAGGAGUUGAGUGAAACUGAAAUCCUCCCUGUUGUUUUUCUUUUUUAGGUUCGAAAACAGUUUUCCCCUCAUGAUCAUUCAUUACCUUCCUAACUGGGGGACAUGCCACAGGCCAUACUUGGACAGUACCCCUGGUAUCCACCAAGUCUGCUUGCUGGAAAUGGGGCUUCCUGCAGAUGAUUCUGCUGGCCAGUGUGUGUGUCUCACACAGCCACUGAUGACACUGUCACCGGAGUCUGGAACUCCAAGGCUGUAUUCCCGCACAUGCCUGCACUCACAAGUCACACCUCUUGUGGCUUCACUGCCCCUUUCCUUGCACUUGCUUGCACUAAAGUUGCUAUUACUGCAUGAAUGCUCUGUGAGAGAGCUUUCAAAAGGGAAUUACAUUUAAAAUAUUCAAAUAUCUAUUUUGUAGUUUAUUACUAGAACCUGCAGCCACUUCCUCGCUGUACCUAAUAGAGAACUGCAUGUUGGAAGUAAUGGAAAUGAAUCGCUUCGUUUUCCCUUCCUGAACUUCAGAGUAAGGACUGCAUACAGAGAGGGUAACCUAGGAUCAGGGAGGCUGGGGUUCAGGACAGUUCAUGGAUUCCCAGUUAGGUACAUAUGAGUUCAGACCUCCUUUGGGACGCCGAAUGGGCCCAUUAAGUGACACACAUACACUCGGCUACUCUGUUCUGUGUCCCUGAGCUUUGCUUCAGCCACUUCCCUCCCAGCAUUGCCCAGGCCCAACCCACAAAGCCACUCACACAUUGAAACCUCACUGGUGAUGAGAAUCAUGAUCAGAAACUAGAUAAGUCAAGAUAGCCCUUGUUCUGCCCUCUCCUUUCCUUUCAUCUAUGUGGGAGGUGGAUUUGGUGAGAAGUAUUUGGCCAUUUGGGUGCAUGAGUUUGUGAUACUGUGAAUUCUUGAGUUUUGUAUUAAGUAUCUUCACCAUUUUUUGCAACUUGUAGAGAAAUACGUGCUGGUGUUUGGUGUCUUCCAUGCAAUUUGUGGAAAAGGAGGCUCCAUUCAUUAGGAGUGAAAGCGGCUCCAGCACUUGGCUUUUCUCCUGUGUCUGAGAAACCCUAUUGGAUUUGCACUUUACAUUCAUUUUUGCUCUAUUACUUAAACUACAGCAGCUCUAGCAAAUAAUUCCUAACAUGGCUAUGUUGGGAAAGUGGCAAAACUGUACAUAUCAUACACAGAGUUGUCCCCUAUUUGGUAGAAUAAAACCCAUCUCAUGCUCUUGGUUCCUGUAAAGGAAUGAUGUUACUAGAGCCUUCAGCUGCCUGGUGUGUGUCCAUAGUAGCAAAGAUGGUUUUAGAUUGAGCACUUGUGUCAUUUUAUAUGAGGUCAAUCAACCAUAAUAUGUUUCUCAUUGAAUUGUUUGAAGUAUUCAGAGAAUCAUAAAAUCACAAAACUGAAAGGGAUCUUUGUUUUUUGGUACUGGGGAUUGAACCCAGGGGCACUUUUCCACUGAACAACACCACAGCUCUUUUAUUUUUUAUUUUGAGACAAGAUCUCUCUAAGUUGCUGAGGCUGGCCUCAAACUUGUGAUCCUCCUACAUAAAUAAGCCCCUGGAGUCCUUGGGAUUACAGGUGUGUGCCAUCAUGCUUAGCUCUAGAAGGGAUCUCGAGAUCUAGAAUGUUCCAAGCUGAAAACACUUUAGUCAUAUUAAGCAAUUAGCUAUAACUGGCAUGUAAACAAGAAAAACCAAGAGAAUAUUAAAGGAACAAUUGUUUUUGAAAACUACUUAGGAGUGAUAUGAGUGAGAGAAGCAGUGUCAGCACCCUGAGACUCGGAACUCUCUGGAACCAGGUUUGUUCCUCUCGGUUGUAAGCGUGUUUGACAUACUUUUGGACCUGCUCUGUGGUAAUGAGUGGGUGAGUCCUGGAUCAGCAGGCAGUUACUGCAGUCCUUCACCCACAUAUGUUCAUCUCCACACUGUCCCCCUUGACCACCUCAGGGGCAGGAUCAACUUAAAAAUCCAGGGCCCUGAAAAUACACAGUGCCCUCAUUGUUGAGGGCUGGUCUCGGGUCCCCGGGGUCUGCUGCAUUUGUCCUUCUUGUGCAACAUCACUUUUUCAUCUUCUGAGUCUCAUUUCUAAAAGCAUAAUUAUUUUUGUUUAACAUCAAACCUUAAAGCUUGAUUUUCGGCUUUUAAAAAGUACCAGAAUAGCUCUAAACUAUAUGUCACUGUUAGUGGACAUAAAUAUUCAUUAAGUAAGAUUUCUUUGGUUUUGCCUUUUCAUGGUAGUUUAAUUGCAUGUCAGUGAGCUUGUUCAGUAAGAUUUUUAUUUUAAAAUGGAAGAAAUUCAUUUUGCCAAAAUGUUAUUUUUCUCUUUUAAAAAUAAUGUUAGGUUGAGGGGCUGGGGCUGAAGCUCAGUGGUAGAGCACUUGCCUAGCACGGAUGAGGCACUGGAUUCUAUCCUCAGCACCACAUAAAAAAUUAAUAAAGAAAAACUAAAGUUAUAAAAAUAUGUUUAAAAAUAAAUAAUGUUAGGUUGAAUUUUACCUGGUGUGAAAGUAAAUGUUUAGCAACUUGAUUAGAAAACACAAAUCCAUUUCCAACAUUGAAUUAUCUAGAUGAUCCUUGAGAUUCUAGUCCACAUCAUGCCACUUUCAUUGAGGGGUCACCAGGCCUCUGAGCCUCUCCCUGGUUUGGCAAAAGCCACACAGAUGAGUAAAUGGGUCGUUUCAGCACUAUGUGAUUAGUGUAAUGACAGAGGUGUGUUUGGGGUGCCGCCCCAGGGGGUGCCUCUAACUGAGCAGGCAGGGCAGGAAGAACUUGGCAGAGGAAGGGAAUUCUGUGCUGAGUGUCACAUGAUAAGGAGUAAGACAAGUAGAGGAAGAAAUCCAGGCAGCAGAAACAGAGCAACCAAGUCCUAAAUCUGCUCUCCACCUGAUGUGCCCAAGGACUGCAAGGGGCUUGGCAUUGCCAGGGAACUUGCGGUGACUCAGCUGCAGGCCUGGAGCCUGAGCCCAUGCGGCUCUUAGACGCUGAUGUUUCAGAGCCUCAGAGGGAGGGCAAACACAGUUUCCAUGAUAGGUGUGCUCAGAGCUCACCCUGUAGUCAGUGCUAGUAUCAAUUUCUUUUUCCUUGGAAAUCCCAGAAUUGGUAUCUGAAAAUGACCUGUGGUAACCAAGUUUGGGAUCUUUCCAGAUGCACUGGCUUUCACUGGAGGCUGUGAGGUGGAACAGGACCAUUACAUGUGCAGCCCUUGCCUGGAAGAAUCCAGAUUCAUCCAUAAGUGGGCUGCACUCAGCUGCUCUGCUUUACAGAAGAGAAAGUCUGGACCUGCCCUACUGUGGCACAGCACUAAGUGUCACAGGGCAUGAACAGGCAGUUGCUACUCUCCCUGUCUUCAGCCUCAGACCACUCUCAAAAGUCACAGGUCAUUUUAGUACAAUGUGGUAGAGGCGGAAGGGCCUCGUCAGGGGGCACCUGCCAAGUGAAAUAGAAAGAUCUUUCUCAACUUGGAGUGGAAGGAACUCACUCAGCAGCCGCCAUCUAGGGGACCCUCUCUGCAAGGCAGGGCUUGGAACAGCUAUUUCUUGCUAUUACAUUUUUUGCCCUUUUUUUAAGACUCAAGUAUCAUAUGUCCAUAACUGAAUUCUGGAACAUCUAUGUUUACGUUUAAACUUUAGCUCAGCUUUACAACCAGGAACCACAUAUCAAACCCUCAGUGGUUUUAGUUGACAGUUCUACCUGCACAUUAGCCUUUCCACCAAGAAGCUUCUUUAGGUCUAACCUGGUAGCAGUAUCUAAAAAUUAAAUCUGCGACAAUUGGAGUAGAGUCCCUCCCUUAUAUUUUCUGAUUCAAGGGAGUUUUUAACAGUAGAUAGCCCUUGUCAGAGAUGUUGAAAAGGAGAUUAAAACUUUGAGUGAAAUAUGAAUUUGAUAGUCCUUCUUAAGGUCCCUUCUAAUCUUGUGAUUUCAUGAUUCUGUGAAUGUUCUUUAUUACUAGACUAACCUAAACCGUUACUAGUCACAUGGCUGAUGUCACUCAGACACAUGAGAGCAUAUCACCAUACCUUUUUUGGUUUCUGUCACAUCAAAUGCAUUACUUUCUGAAUUUUUCUGUCUAGAGCCUGAUAGGUUUGGUUUUAGAAAAAAAAAAUGGUGACGGUGGAAAUUAAUCAUGGUACCAUCUCAUUAAAAAUAAAUACCUCAAAAUAUUCACCUUUAUUGAGUCCAGAGUAUCUGACUUCCUUGGGAGAAGUGUCUAAGAAUUUCCAGUUGGUUCAAAAGUUAGAUUUGGAAAUUGUCCUUGAUAUUUAUGAUUUUUUAAAAAUUCCCUUGGUUCUCUAGGAUGCAUGAGAAGGAGCUAUAACUCAAAAAAGAGGAAUCCUGUUUUAAAAAAAAAGCAUUUCUCAUAUAUAUUUUGCAAUCAUUUAAAUGAAGGUCAGCUGUCUGUCAAUAGCAUACACCAAUAUGAAGAAUGGACCAAAACACUUGUGUCGCUGUUAGCCAUUGUUCUCAAAUACUCAUGUCUUAUAUGCCAUUUGCCUUGCUUUUUAAAUGAGUUUGUUUUUCAAGGUACUGUCAAAUUGCAAAAGAAAAUCUUUAUAUAGAAAGCAUAAAAACUGUUCCUAACUGGACAACAGGGAAGGUGCUAGCUAGCCCCACAUCAGUGCCUGCCCACCACUGUGUUCAUAACCAGGGUUGCUUUUCCGUGCUGCCUGGCCAUCAGGCUGUGGCCCACAUCUGGACCUGGCUGCAGCAGGCAUGUUACUUUAUGGUUUCUUUUUCCUUUUUCUGGAAUGAGAUUCUUCGAGGGGUCAGGCUGAGGAUGUCAUAAGCCUGAAGCUGGACCAGCUCUCUCCAGGGUGGUUCUGGCCAACCUCCCGUGCUGCAUGCCACGGAUUCCCCCAACCAACCCAAUCAGUCCUGACAUUGACCUCCUGAUGAAGUGGUCUGAGCAAGAAGGUCCUGUGAUGUUGAGAUGCCUGCAUCCAGCCCUCCAUUCAUUGCUGCUGAGCAUUGUGAGUGUGUUCACUCUGCUCAUUUCCCCACUGUGCCGCCCUCUAACCUCUAAUAUGUACAUGUAGCCAUUACCAACGUUAAGACUCUCAUGCAGAGUUGCCUCCAUGGUUUAAAAUAAAUGUCUGUGAAUACCUGCCUGCAA
Molecule: messenger RNA, 8035 nt
Organism: Ictidomys tridecemlineatus (thirteen-lined ground squirrel)
Lineage: Eukaryota; Metazoa; Chordata; Mammalia; Rodentia; Sciuridae
Gene: Wdfy2
Product: WD repeat and FYVE domain containing 2
Biological process (GO): positive regulation of protein phosphorylation; positive regulation of fat cell differentiation
Cellular component (GO): early endosome
Molecular function (GO): metal ion binding; protein binding
Source: RefSeq, a predicted model, not a curated record